AUGCCCGGCGAAAGGAAGAGAUCCAUCAUGGGCAAGGUCUUUGGCGGCAUGAAGAUCAAGAUGGAAAGGGCCAUCAACGGCAAAUACCAGCGCCACUUUUGCGAAUCAAAUAAGGUCGAGCCCUCGCACUGCCGCCGCCUCGUGAUGAUCGAGUGUACCUUUGACUUUACCGUCGAAGCAGACGAUUUCAAUAACAUCAUCACAAAUUGGUUCGACCCGCACCACGGCACGCUGCCCACGGAGCUCUACAAGGAGAUGGCCAGCAUCGGCGUCAGGAAGAAGCACAGGGACGGCGUGCGCACCUCCUUUCGCGUCUUUUUGCUGUUUGGCGAGGAUAUCCCCAUCGAGAUGGUCAUGAAGCGCGGCGAUCCGGAUAUCUUGCCCGACGUUUUGGCCUUGUUGUUUCCGCUUAAGAAGGCUUCUAGUGCGAAGCGGGAGAUCAUUACGUGUGAUGUUUCUCGGGAUGUUUUUGAUUCUCAUGUAACGCUACACGAAAACCGCUGUUUUCGGGAAAUUUGGCAUGGUAAGGAUGGUGGAUCGGAGCCAGCCCAAACGAUUGGAACAACGGACAUAGUGAAGUGGAAGAUUUUCCGGGAGAACUUGGACUGGCGGCCGAAGUAUGGUUAUGGGACUUAUUAG
Molecule: messenger RNA, 639 nt
Organism: Colletotrichum fioriniae
Lineage: Eukaryota; Fungi; Ascomycota; Sordariomycetes; Glomerellales; Glomerellaceae
Source: RefSeq, a predicted model, not a curated record